Molecule: messenger RNA, 832 nt
Organism: Trichoderma reesei QM6a
Lineage: Eukaryota; Fungi; Ascomycota; Sordariomycetes; Hypocreales; Hypocreaceae
Exons: 1
Coding region: 95-658 (187 amino acids)
Biological process (GO): protein folding; protein complex oligomerization; response to hydrogen peroxide
Source: RefSeq, a predicted model, not a curated record
ACACAAACCAACAAUCACAACUCACGCGCACAAACGCUUCAAAAGCCUCAACAACCACUCAAACCACACACUCUACCACACAACAACAAUCAAAAUGUCUCUCCGCAACUUCUACGCUCCCGAGUCCUCCUUCACUCCCCUCUUCCGACUCCUGGAGGACUUCGACAACUACACCCGCGAAAACAGCGACACCCAGAGCUCAACCCGCCGCACAAUCGCCCACUGGCAGCCCAAGUUCGACGUCCGGGAAACCGGCGAGGCCUAUGAGCUGCACGGCGAGCUCCCUGGCGUGAACAAGGAGGACGUCACCAUCGAGUUCACCGACGAGCAGUCCAUCCAGAUCCGCGGCAAGGUCGAGCGCACCUACACGGCCGGCACUCCUCCUGCCGGCGCCAUCACGGAAUCCGGCGAGAAAGAGAACAAGGAGGGUUCCGACAACAAGAGCCAGGUCGCUAAGUCCGGCUCGCCCAAGCAGAAGCCCGCCGACUCUGCCAAAUACUGGCUCACUGAGCGCAGCGUUGGCGAGUUCUCUCGCUCCUUCAGCUUCCCCAACCGUGUCAACCAGGACGGUGUGACGGCUAGCUUCAAGGACGGCAUCCUCAGCGUUGUCGUCCCCAAGGCGGCCAAGCCCGAGCCUCGCCGCAUCACCGUCUCUUAAGAAGCUCCACGAAGCAUUUCAUCUACGUUUUGUCACUCCUUACUUAACGGAUAUUGGUCUGGAGGAGGAAUAACUGCAUGGAAGUGGCGUUUGUAAUUUCAAGUUCUGCGAUGGAUACCCCUUAGUGUAAAGGGGCGAGAAAUGGGUUUUGUCGGAGUUGCAUGUUUGUUUGAG